Molecule: messenger RNA, 333 nt
Organism: Paramuricea clavata
Lineage: Eukaryota; Metazoa; Cnidaria; Anthozoa; Malacalcyonacea; Plexauridae
Source: the annotation of a GenBank genome assembly
AUGGCAAGAUUAUUCGAGGAUCUUGGCAAGAUCAUGGUGGAAUCUUGGGAAGAUUGUCCAAGAUCAUGGUGGAAUCUUAGCAAGAUUGUCCAAGAUCAUGGUGGAAUCUUGGCAAGAAUGUCCAGGUCCAUCACAAUCUUGCCAAGAUUCUAUUAUACUCUUGCCAAGAUUGUGAUAAGAUCUUUUUUUAGCAAGGAUCAUGGUGGAAUCUUGACAAGAUCCUCCAAUAUCUUGACAAGAUUACAAUAUAGGAUCUUGGCAUUAGAUUUUGGUAAGAUCUUGGCAAGAUCAUGGUGGAAUCUUGCCAAGAUUGUCCAAGAUCAUGGCAAUUAG